Messenger RNA from Pediculus humanus corporis (human body louse), 744 nucleotides. RefSeq lists its product as uncharacterized. The transcript is spliced from 2 exons. The record is from RefSeq and is a predicted model, not a curated record. The coding region runs from base 1 to 744 and encodes 247 amino acids. Gene Ontology annotation, cellular component: exon-exon junction complex; cytoplasm. Gene Ontology annotation, molecular function: RNA binding. Lineage: Eukaryota; Metazoa; Arthropoda; Insecta; Psocodea; Pediculidae. Gene Ontology annotation, biological process: exon-exon junction complex disassembly.
AUGAUAAUUUUAGGUUUGACUUUCAUUGCUGCUACACAGAGACCGGACGGUACUUGGCGAAAGCAAAGAAGAGUUAAAGAUGGAUACAUUCCACAAGAAGAAGUUCCACUGUACGAAAGUAAAGGUAAACAGUUAGCAAAAAGUAUACUGAAGUAUCCUGUCGGCUUUACAGAAGAAGAUUACAAAGAAGCUCAAGCUAGAAAAGAAAAAGAGCAAAAAAAAUCUCUUGCCAAGCAAAAUACAGUAACCACAACAAAUUCUGGCAAUAUUGUUUCGACGACUAAAAAGAAAAAAAAGAAAAAAUCACAAUCGAAUGGAAACACUUUGAAUAAGGUAAUAAUAGAAGAACCUGAGAAAGCUCAGCCAAACAAUUUGUUAACAAGUACCAGCAACUUGCCUAAAUCAGUUCAAAAAGUAUCAGAUGAAAAUGGCGGUUGGACAACUGUUACAUCAAGAUCGAAAAAUACUUCGACAAAAGUCAGUGGUAAUCAACAACAAAUCGCAUCGGCUCCGAAUAAAGUUAACAAAUCUAAAAAGAAAGAUGAAACUUGUAAGAGUGAUGGUUCUGUGGAUCCUAACAAAAGAGUUAAAAACUUGAAGAAAAGAUUAAGAGAAAUUGAUGCCAUUGAAGAGAAAAAAAAUUCAGGAGUAAAAUUAGAAAAAGAACAAUUGGAAAAAUUACUUAGACGAGAUGAAGUCCUUAAAGAAAUUGAAAAUUUGAUGCAAUAUAUCGAUUUAGAAUAG